Molecule: messenger RNA, 3042 nt
Organism: Pseudocercospora fijiensis CIRAD86
Lineage: Eukaryota; Fungi; Ascomycota; Dothideomycetes; Mycosphaerellales; Mycosphaerellaceae
Exons: 2
Coding region: 1-3042 (1013 amino acids)
Molecular function (GO): metal ion binding
Source: RefSeq, a predicted model, not a curated record
AUGGAUCAGAAUGGCUUCCAAAACAAUCUGUUCGCGGAUAAUCAGAAUUUCAAUGCAUAUGACAACCUGAACCUGUAUCAGAGUGGCUCCGAUUCCAAUUUCAACCCCGAUGCUAGCUGGGCCGUAAACGCCAGCGACUUCAGCCAAGCCAGCCAGUCACGUGCUCCCCAGUCUGCGCCAAGCUGGGCACAGAAUGCGAACCAUCUCGCCGCCCAAUCUGUGCAGCAAGGCUUCAACGCCUCGCCCUAUGCUCGGCCCAUGAGCAACAGUCCGGCGUCGUUUGCACCAAACACCUUCACCUACAAUGGCCAACAGCCUCAGCAGCAGCCUUUCCAGUACCGGCAACCACAGUUCGAUCCUUCACUGGCCGCACAUGGACAGAACUUCAACCUCCACAUGCCAGGCUACACCGCUGCCACACAGAGUCCUGGUACCAUUGCACCCCAGAAUCUGGAUCCCACCCGAACAUUCACCAACAACCCAUACGCCGCCAAUGCGUUCCCGCCAAACAACUUCAACCAGAACCGGCAAGCCGCCCAGAUCCAGAUGCGUCGGGCUGAUCAGAAAGCUCUCGUUGCAUCAAUACCGAAAGCAGUCAGCGGUGGCAUGUUCAAUAUCAUCGACUUCAAUCAGCUGUCCCAAACCACAAACUCGGAGCGCAUGGGCAGCUAUGCGAACGUCGGCAAGGAGGCACAGGAAUGGGACGUGACACGAAGUGCAAUCCCAGCGUAUGUGCCCAGAAAGUCACGGAACGAGCUGCGCGCCCUGGCUGGAAACAACAAGACCGCCCUUGCGAAGAUCGGCAAGAAGUCAAAGACUCUCGCCGCUGAUCUGAAGUCCCGCCCGCCCACGGGCUCGGUUGGAAGUCCAUCGAUCAAGCAUGAUGCAGACUCUUCGAGCGAAUAUUCUUCAUCAUCAGACGACGAUUCGGAAUACACGGACGACGAAGAUGAGGACUCGCCCUUGCCUGCCAAGAAGCCUGAUGAUCCGAAAGGUGGCGUCGAGUACGAUGUGAUCAAAGCAGUGUACCGAUCGAAGAAGAAAUCGCUAGAUGCGGCUACCAUCGGCGCCUGUCUUGGCGAGCUUUGGGAAGUGGUGAAGACGAUCAGAGAUCGGUGGAAAGCAGACGCAGCUGCAGUCAAUGAUGCCGAAACGAAGAAGAAAGCCGGAGAGCUACCCUUGCUGAAGAGCAGAGUCAAGGAUCAGCGCGAGAUGAUGGAGACGGCAUUCAAGGCUGUGCUGAAGCAUGGUCACCGCGAUGUCAUUGCAUUCCUUUCCGAGAACGUCUCGCUCAUAUUCAUCUGCUAUCAAUUCCUACUCGACCGCUUCAAGGAUGAGGACAUCAACGGAAGUCUUUCACGGGCGAUCCUCGAAUUGAUGUCCCAAUUCACGACACUCACAAAGGACAAACUGGAGAAGACACACAUGGAGAAGGUGUUGCCCCGAUAUCAGAAGAAAGGCGAUGCCAAGACCAAGUACUACGUUAAUAAGAUCCUGGCCAACGCGGAGACUGCCACCAAAGAGUCUGCUAAGAAGGCAGAGCAGAAGAAGGCGGAGAAGUUAGCAUCUGAGACUGCUGAUUCCAGGACUGGAUCCCCUUCCGUGAAGAAGCCUGUGCCCGAUUCGGGUGCCGGGGUGAAGCGCCCUGCCGCGUCGUCUGCCGAAGGGACCGCUCAGAAGAAGGUCGCAACCGUGGCUUCAAAGGCCAAUGGUGUAGCUGGUGCCAUCAAGAAAGCGCCUACUGCCACAGAUUCUACCAAAUCAGCAGCAGCGGGCAGUGCCCAAGCUGCAACACGGAAGACUGUGGUAGCUAAACCGUCGGGUUUCUUCUCCGGUCUGCAAUCUGCGACCAAGAAACCCGGUACAUCAAAUGCUGAACGAGCGGCGAAGCCAGUAACAAGCAGGCCAACGACAGUGACCAACACCGCCUCCGCCAAGCCUGCUUUCGACUUUGCGCAGACGAUGGCAAAUCUAACCAAGCCAAAGGAGGUUAAGAAAGAGGCCAAGCCUGAGAAAGAGAUCCCACCUGAGACCGAAGAGGAGCGUGCGAAACGUCUUCGAAAGGAACAACGACGUAAACUACGUGUCUCGUUCAAGCCUGUAGACCAGCUGGUGGAAGUCAGAUUCUUCGUUCACGAUCCUGAAGAGGAGAUCGACCAUGACUCCAGUCAGAUGCGCGAUGUUGCCGACGUUGGAGGAGAGGGUCGCAUGUUCAAGCAACAGCAACACAUGAUGGAUCUUGACGAAGAUGAUGAACCCUCGGAAGAAGAGCAGAAACUGGUAGAGUUCCGGACACCCAUCCCGGUGGACUUCAGCACGGUCCCUGAAGAGGAGCGUAGUCGCAACUUCACUCCAUAUGGUGGUGGAGAGUUCAAGCCCAACUCAGCCGAGAAGUCGAAGCGCGAGCAGUACGAGAAUGAGACUCUGAUGGUAUUCUAUACGGAGCCAAGCCAGAUACCGGCCAACCCGAAGGAGCCCGAGGAUCCGUACAAUGGCGAUCCAGGUCCUGCAUUGAAGUACUUCGGCCCUAUGGAGGAAAAGUAUAGUGCACGUGCCAGGUCACGACAAGCGCAGUUUCAGUCACAGCCUAUCUAUGGUCAGUCUCAGACCACGGCAUCUCCUGCGUUCCCGUUCGCUGGGGCAGGACCACAGCAGUCUGGGUCUCAAGUGCAAUCUAUCCUUGACACCCUGCGAAACCUCAAUUCAAACGCCCAUCAGCCUGGUGCUACUGCAUAUUCUCUGCCAUUCGUCGGUGGGCCUGCGCCGGCUAACUUCCAGCCUCCCCCACCGCCACCACCUCAGACCUCAACUGUGCCUGCCGGUCAGCUUGAUCUGGCUGCUAUCCUCGCUCAGAUUCAAAAUGGCGCUCCGCAAGCGCAGCCCGCUUACAAUUAUGGUGCAUCACAGCAGCCGACUGGAGCAGACGCUGCACACAAGAAGGGCAAUGACCCCAAGAACCGAUUUUACAAGACCAAGGUUUGCCGCUAUUGGCACGAUGGCAAAUGCCAGAAAGGCGACGCCUGCAGCUAUCUCCACGAGUGA